Molecule: messenger RNA, 489 nt
Organism: Pneumocystis jirovecii RU7
Lineage: Eukaryota; Fungi; Ascomycota; Pneumocystomycetes; Pneumocystales; Pneumocystaceae
Exons: 2
Coding region: 1-489 (162 amino acids)
Molecular function (GO): protein binding
Source: RefSeq, a predicted model, not a curated record
AUGGCUUUUUCAACAGAUGAUACAUAUAUAAACAAAAAUCAGGACCUACAUGAUAUUUCUGAAACAUUUUUUUUUGCUGCACGCUUUGGAGAUUUAAAAACUAUUCAGAAGUUACCAUUGUCAUUGAUUGAUUUAUUUCAACAGGAUGAGAAUGGCAAUACAGCACUUCAUAUGGCUUCAGCAAAUGGUCACUUGAACAUUGUUCAAUUUUUACUUUCUCAACUUCCAGAAACAAAUGAUAAACAUAAAUAUAUUUCAAUUCAGAAUGAACGAGGAAAUACUCCUCUUCAUUGGGCUUCAGUAAAUGGGCACUUGGAAAUAGUUUCUGAGCUCGUUAAAGGUGGUGCAAAUCUACAUAUUCAAAAUGACGCACAAAAAACGCCAUUAUCAGAUGCAGAAUUUCAUGGCCGGAAAAAUGUAGUUAUGUGGUUUCUUACACAAACUGAUAUGGUACCAGUGGAUCCAACAGACUCUUUGGAUGAACUAUAA